Molecule: messenger RNA, 1540 nt
Organism: Capsaspora owczarzaki ATCC 30864
Lineage: Eukaryota; Filasterea; Ministeriida; Capsasporidae
Exons: 5
Coding region: 57-1364 (435 amino acids)
Biological process (GO): COPII vesicle coat assembly; endoplasmic reticulum to Golgi vesicle-mediated transport
Cellular component (GO): endoplasmic reticulum exit site
Molecular function (GO): identical protein binding
Source: RefSeq, a predicted model, not a curated record
UUUCUUUUUUUUUUUUUCAAUUCAAACCAAGCUCUGUCAUCAUCGUCAUCCUCAUCAUGGGCGACUCAUCCGUGUUUGCAUCGCUGCCGUCGGCGCGACUGAGCGAAGGGCUGCUGAUCAUCAAGGCGCAGUACGAGGACGACGUCCGCCGCAUCCCCAUCACGAACGACGAGAUUACGCUGGACGAGCUCAUUCUGAUGAUGCAGCGCGUCUUCCGCGGCCGCCUCAGUCCCUCCGACGACCUCCUCAUCAAGUACCGCGACACUGAUGGUGACUGGAUUACGAUCAGUGACAACCAGGAUUUGACGCACGCCAAGUCGUACAGCCGUCUGCUCCAAAUUAGGAUUCAAGUCAAGAAUGCCGAGCAAAUCAAGAUCGCGACCGCGCUUCGUGCUGCCGGAAACCAGGCGGUGGUCCAAGCGAUCGAGCGCGAGAUUGACAACUUCCGCGAGAAGGUGCAUCUUCUGCUUGGUCAACUCGACCAGCCACGGUACAGCGGUGCCCCGUCUGGUGGCGUGGCCGAUGGUGCUGCGAACGCGAACUCGGCUGCUUCUGGCUCUAGUGCUGCUACCGCUGUCACCGCUUCUGCGGCGCAGGAGAGCGUCGCUGUGGCUCCCAAAGCCGUGGACUCGAAGGCCAGUCGCGAAUUUGACCCUCUGAAGGACCACCAGCCCAACCCCGCUUCGGUCAUGCGUCUGAACAGCAACGAUUUUGAGGCCUUGACUGCUUCUGGGCGAUCCAAAGUUGCCGUCCCCGGUCCAAAUGGUCCACAGCAACCUCAACAGCAGCAACCACCGCAGCAGCAGCAGCAACCACCGCAGCAGCAGCAACAACACCCGCAACAGCCGCAACAGUUCACCGCAGGCGCACCCACCUGGAGCGGUCCUCCCAGCCAGCAACAGCUGUACUCGGGACAACCGCAGGCGCCUCCUCAGCAAGCUCUGCAGGCUCAGCCUCCGCAGCAAGUGCCCUAUGGAUCGCCGUAUGGACAGCCUCAGGCGUUUGCGCAACCUGCUCGUCCCGUUCCUGGCAACCCGGGCUCGGCUGGCCCGACGACCGCUGCAAGCCCAGUCGCCACGCAGCACCACCCGGCCAGCGCUCCUUAUGCAGGCGGAGUGGUUUCUCCUCCGCAGCAGCAACAACAGCCACAGUACUCGCCGUAUGCCACCCCGCAGUCGUUCCAACAACAACAGCAGCAACAGCGGGUCCCACAGCCCCAAGGUUCGCAGCCACCCCAGCCAGCCUACCCUCCGCAGCAGCAACAGCCGCCGCCGCAGCAGCAGCAGCAACAGCAGCAACAGCCUCAGUAUCCAGGCUAUGCGCCACAGCCCGGCAACCAGCAGUACGGUGGCUACACGUAUUGAUGAACCGCGAUGCGUGCGUUCUCUUUUUCUCGCUCUCUUCUUGUUGGUUUUGGUUUGACACCCAUCCAACUUUUGCUUCUCCAGAACAAAAACAAUUGUUUUCCAGCAGCGUGGUUGCGUGGUAGUCUUUAUCGUUGGUGAUUUUUGUAAAAGUACAACAUCAAAGUUCACUUCAA